CCCAAAAAGCUCGUCAUCAUGACUACCGACGCCCUCUACCUGGAUGACGCCACCCUCACCACCACAACCACCACCAUCACCUCCUACCGCCCCAUCGCCGCCCUCAGCGACCCCGAAAAGACCCUCGCCAAGAACAUCCCGCUAGAAAACCACUAUGCCCUCACCACCCGCCAAACCGUCUUCUACCCGCAAGGCGGCGGCCAACCGAGCGACACCGGCGUGAUCCUGCUCCCAGGCAGCAACGAUGACGAGACAAACCCAUACACCUUCGAAGUCCUCCUCGUCCGCAAGACCCCGGACGGCGAAAUCCUGCACUUCGGGCACUUCACCACCCCGGACUUCCCCCUCUCGCUCGCCUCCAACGCCCUCGCCACGCAGACCAUCAACGCGGUCACCCGCAACUACCACUCCCGGCUCCACACCGCGGGCCACAUCAUCGGGCUCGCGAUGCGCCUGCUGACCCCGGAACUCGGGGAGCGGAAGAAGGUGAAAGCCAACCACGCGCCGCGCGAGGCGUGCAUGGAGUUCGAGGGACUGCUGUACAACGAGCACCGCCCGCUGAUCGAGGGGAAGGUGAACGAGCUGGUGCAGCGGGCGUUACCGGUACACAUCUCUUGGUGGGAGGAGCGGGAGAUCGCGACCAAAGAGCUGAAUAUGGUGGAGGGGUUACAGGUCGGGCAGGGCGGGAAAGUGCGCAUCGCGGAGAUCGCGGAUUUGGAUGCAAACCCCUGUGGGGGCACGCAUGUGGCGCAUACGGGGUUGACGGGGUAUAUUACUAUCCGGAAGGUGAGUCGGCAGAAGGGGGUGACCAAGUUGUCGUAUGAGGUGCCGGUGGAGGUUUAGUUGGGGUGAUUAGAGUGGUGGUUAUAGAUGUGGGUUGGAGAUUUCACAUGUAUAGAGUUG
Aspergillus japonicus CBS 114.51 is the source of this 903-nucleotide messenger RNA. RefSeq names its product ThrRS/AlaRS common domain-containing protein. Gene Ontology annotation, molecular function: nucleic acid binding; Ser-tRNA(Ala) deacylase activity; alanine-tRNA ligase activity. Bases 19 to 843 code for a protein of 274 amino acids. Lineage: Eukaryota; Fungi; Ascomycota; Eurotiomycetes; Eurotiales; Aspergillaceae. The transcript has 2 exons. The record is from RefSeq and is a predicted model, not a curated record. Gene Ontology annotation, biological process: regulation of translational fidelity; alanyl-tRNA aminoacylation.